UCUCGGACGCCGGUUCGGUCAGUGCGAUGCCAACUGUGUUAGCGUCCGCGUUACACGAUGACGACCGUCGUCAAUCAUCAUCUUCCCCCGUGGUCCGCGGUCACCGCAGUGGCGUCCAUCGCCGCGAUCGUGUUCGUCUCGUUGGCGCCGGCGUCGCUGUGUUCGGUGCAGCAGUCCGGCAGCGGCAACGGGCUGUGGGACGACCUGGUCGGCAAGUGCGACGGUCCCAGGAACACGAUGGACUGCGUGCGCAGCCGGCUGUACAAUUACGUCGAUCACACGUUCGACUCCGACUUCAACAUCACCGACGGGCUGAUAUUCACCAAGAACUCCAACGACUACGAGUCCAUGUGCCCCCCCGGCAACAACGAGACCUCCACCACCCCCGCGUCCUACCGGGAAGCCCGAGCUCCUGAAAUGGAAGAAGAAGCAGCAGCCGAUGACGGCUGGUCCGACGUCACAGAGCAGCUGUACAAAAAGGGCGCCAAGUACUUGGCCACCCACGACUUCGAGGCUACUGUACCGAGUUUUUUGGGCGGUGGACCCGGUGCUAAGGUUCGCCUGUCGCCCAAAAAAAUAUUGCCCGACGGCGGUAUAAUCCUGCGGAUGGACGUGUUGCCGGCCGCGAGAGACGCUAGAUCGCCUAGGUUCAUGCACAAGAUGAUAAAGCAACUGUUCAAAAAGAAACUUAUGUCAAGCGGAAUGGCUCUUAUGUUGAUCAUCAAGCUGAUCAAAAUCAAGGUUCUGUUAUUGUUGCCGCUUUUGAUCGGAGCGGGAGCCGCCAAGAAGAUACUGCUCAAAGUCCUACUGUUCGUGUUCCCACCGUUGGCCCAUUUGUUCAAGCUGUGUUCGUACUACCACCAUCACGCCUCCAAGUUCUAUCACUUCCACCAUCACAAGGUGAAGCACCACCACCACCAUCUCAAGAUCCCUGUUCCGGUACCUGUGCCAAUCAAACCACCACCGAGCUACCACGGAGAUUACUACCCUGCCGGUCCCACGUUGGACCAUCCACCUCCGUCGGGACCAUACGAUUCUCCCGAGGCUUUGGGUGGAGGCGGUGACUAUUACAACCGUAACAGUUUGGAAAUGAGCAACGUGGUGUCUGACCACGCGGACGAGCUGGCCAGUUGGGGGUUGGGCGAGUACGGGGAAGGCACGUCACAGUACGACGCCCCCAAGUACUCGUACUCGGCAUCGCCCGCUCAAUACGAACCGCUCAAGUACGGCGGCGACGGCGGUGGAGGUCCUCCUCCACCAUCGCCGUACGCUGAGAAGUACGUCAACAGAGUGGACAACAAUCACGCCUUGGGCAGACCGCCACCCGCGCCGCAACAGGUGGCGACGCACGACCCAGUGUACACUCCGGUCGUACAGAAAUUGGACGAGAUAUUCCACGAAUUGGCCGUGGCCGAGGAACCAUGUAAAGAGAAAUUAGUGUGCAAGAUGUACGGCGACCCCGGAAGAUUCAGUCCACACAGCAACCUGGUGUCUGCGCAGUUGAGCAGCGAGACGGCUGCGAGUUCCGGCGGAAGGACGGGCGUCAGCGCAGACGCCGCGAGACUGUGGCGUUACGUACAGGCGGCCAAGGAAGGCCAAAACGGCGAAGACUGUCGCAUCCUCUAUCAGGCGUGCAACAUGAUCGGACUCUGAUGACGACUGACUCACCGAAUAAAAAAAAAAAAAUUUUAAAAAUAAAAAAAAAAAAAAAAAAAAACAUUUAGAAAAAAUGAAAAUUGUCUACUCGGUACGCCGCCGCCCGGCACACGAGUACUGCAAUUCACACGGUUUUUGUAAUGAAGGCGUUACAAUUAUUCAUCCUCGGCAGUAUUGAAUCACUUAAUUAUUUAUUUAUUUUUAAAUACGUUCAAAGCUAACCAGACACGCGCAACAUAUACGUAUAGGUAUAGAAUAAAGUAAUAUAAUAAUAAUAUAUUAUACGCACACAUCUAGUCACCUCAAUUCGUAGAUAUAGGGCAGCGGUCAUAGACAUACCUAGCCAGACAAUAAUAUAAAAUGAUAAAGUCGAUGGAUCAGCGGUUAUACUAUGGGCAUCGGUUUGUACGUAUAUACAACUGUGAAAAUUCGACUAACAAUAUCAUCAAUAAUACCCCUCGUGUUAUUAUUAUUACAACACGUAAGUGCCCACACUACAAUUUACCAUAAUAUAUAAUAUUAUCACAAAUUCGUAACUAUUAUUGUGAUGUAAACAAAAUGUAUCGAAGCGCAAACUAGUGCUCAUAAUCAUCUUAGACAAUGAUAAUAAUAUGUACGUUAUCGUAGGCUAAAAAAAAAAACACUCUAUUCGUCCACUGUUAAAUAUCGCACACGUUAUUUUAAUAGUUUUUAAAUGAAAUUGUAUUGCUGUACACCCUUGGUAAAUCUCUGCACGCUGCUCUUUAUGCGCAAUAAUGUCGUCUCCGUUCACAGGAGUCAGUUAUUAUUAAUAUAAUAUAGAACACUAACCGAUUUCAAACAUAUUUAUUAUACCUACGCCUUACAAUCCCGUGUCCUCACUCUCAUUAUCCUUAUAAUAGUAGUAGGUAUUGUAUUGUUUAGUAAUUUAUUUAUUUAUUAUUUUUUUUUUUUACCGUAGUGCGCACUGUAAGAUUCUUAGUGCAGUGUAUCACGCUACCAGUUUAGUAAAACACAUUGUUUAUUAUUUUAUUUAUUUAUCAACCUAUAAUAUUUAUUAUAUACAAUUUUAUUUGACGUGCCCAUAAAUUUUGAAUAUUGUAUAAUUAGUAGUUUAUUGAUCGAAACAAUGUGAUAGUUCAUAGAUUACACAUGUCUCAGUAUACCUACCUAUUGAAAUGUACAUAAUAUUAUAUGAUAGGUAGUGAAUUAGGUGUACUUUACAAUAUUAUUACCUAUAGUAAUUUAUUAUGGAAACUAUAUAUUAUGAUUAUAUCACUGAUAUCAAUGUUCGAGAACUGUAUGUAUUUUUUUUUUUUUUUUGCUGUUUAAAACCAAAUAUUAUAACUUUAUGAGUAAGUAAUAUA
Molecule: messenger RNA, 3002 nt
Organism: Myzus persicae (green peach aphid)
Lineage: Eukaryota; Metazoa; Arthropoda; Insecta; Hemiptera; Aphididae
Gene: Osi17
Exons: 7
Coding region: 58-1653 (531 amino acids)
Source: RefSeq, a predicted model, not a curated record